This is a messenger RNA of Fonsecaea multimorphosa CBS 102226, 1446 nucleotides long. RefSeq lists its product as uncharacterized. Bases 1 to 1446 code for a protein of 481 amino acids. Gene Ontology annotation, molecular function: phosphoric diester hydrolase activity. NCBI's taxonomy places the organism in Eukaryota, Fungi, Ascomycota, Eurotiomycetes, Chaetothyriales, Herpotrichiellaceae. The transcript has a single exon. Gene Ontology annotation, biological process: lipid metabolic process. The record is from RefSeq and is a predicted model, not a curated record.
AUGGUGCCCCCGGUCACUAUCCGCAACGUCAGCAACAACCCGCUCACUCUGGUGCUGGUUGAGCAUUUCGACCCUGCGCCGGACGAGGGUUUUCAGAUGCAAAAUGUGACGACGUCCUUGGCAACCAUCACCAAUGGGCUGGGCUUGACGAACAACACCACCCGCAAAGCGGUGCCUCAGAUCCCCGCGGACGCGAAGCCUUUUGCGACGAGGGAGGUUUCGAUCCCGCUGCCGCCGUUCACGGUUGUGCCCACGGACAUCAAAGCCGUCAUCAACAAGCCCGACGAGCGUCUCCGAUUGACUUUCCAGACCGACCUGGGAGGGAAACAUCAGAUGUACUGCCCGGUGCCGACGGCUGAGACUGCGUCACUCGUCGCUCUGGCCCCAAACCCCAAGUUGCGCUUUACAGGUAUCUUCCUGCCCCAGACGUCUUUCGUGGCCCUGUUCAACACCUCCCACAUGGAAAGCUGGAUGAAAGACCUGCCAGACCAUACCCCGCUCGGUGUACUGUCGAUUCCAGGCACCCACAAUUCGCCUACGCAUUACCAAGCCGCGCCAUCGGUGCGGUGCCAGGCGGUGUCGCCAAAGGAGCAGCUCAAGAACGGGGUGCGCUUCUUCGACCUGCGCGUGCAGGUGCCCGAGCCCUACGACCCGAACUCUGACAAGCUGAUACUCGUGCAUUCCGUGUUCCCAAUCUCCCUGACAGGGAACAAGCACUUCCGGGACCUGUACAACACGAUCCUGGAAUUUCUGAAGGAGAACCCUAGCGAGACGCUGAUCGUGUCGCUCAAGCGGGAAGGCACGGGCAAGGGCACUGACGAACAGCUUUCGCGCAUCCUGAAGAACAACUACACAAAUCCGCGCGAGUGGUUCACGGAGCCGCGCGUGCCCACGCUGGGCGAGGUGCGCGGCCGCAUCGUUUUGGUGAGGCGGUUCGUGCUCGAGGAGCCGCUCCGGCACGAGUGGAACGGGAAGGGCUGGGGCAUCGACGGGCACGUGUGGGCGGACAACACGCCCAACAGUAUGUGUCCGUCGGGCGACAUUUGCGUGCAGGAUUUCUACCAGGUCAUGGAGAAACCGUCGAUCGAGCAGAAGAUCACGUACGCGUGCGCCCACCUCGAGCGCAGCGGGUGCUGUCUCUUCAAUGCCAACGACGUCGGCGCUGCUGCGGCCAGCGACACGGGCAAAAAAUACCCACUGUACAUCAACUUCCUCAGCGCCAGCAACUUCUGGAACGUCAACUGCUGGCCCGAGAAGAUCGCCGCCGAGGUCAACCCGGCGGUCGUCGCCCACUUGUGUCAAAGACACAUGAUGGCCGACAAUGGCAACCGUGUCAAGGACGGCGACUGGAGCACGGGGAUUGUGGUGACGGAUUGGGUCGGCUUGGGGAGUGACUGGGAUAUUGUUCGUGCCAUUGUGGGCAUGAAUGCAAAGUUGCUUAGGUAG